Molecule: messenger RNA, 7876 nt
Organism: Chelonoidis abingdonii (Abingdon island giant tortoise)
Lineage: Eukaryota; Metazoa; Chordata; Testudines; Testudinidae
Source: RefSeq, a predicted model, not a curated record
CGAUCCCGGCUCAGCCCCACAUUUCCAAGGAGCGCAGAGCUGCGCACAGGUGGCUGUGGCUCCGGAGCCGUGGGGUGGGGGGGAAAGCAGCCGAGCUGAGGUGCAAAGGGCCCCCUCUCUGUUUCCCUUUGUUCUCUCGCCUGCGAAGAACUCCCCCGAGGAGCCAGGGCAGAGAAUUCCCCCAAGCCUCCUCGCCUUUGUUUGAGUUGGCUUCUCUCCGUGCUGGCUGGCUGCUGGUCCUGGAGCCAGCUUUCCUUCCCCGCCUCCCUUCUCGGUUCCCUGCACUGGUCUCCUGUUAGGUGGCGGUUUGACGGUGUUGCGAAGGGUCGCUGGGCAUUCGCCGGAGCUUUCCCAGGGACGCCCUGCGAGCUCGCACUGAGGAAUCGCAAUGGGGGUGCAUGGAGUCAGUGCAAAGCCCAGGACGGAGAGGGACACUGAACAAUAACAUGCUCUCUGCCUUCUUCCCCUCCGCCCCACCCAUCAACCCCAGCGAGGCGCUGGCCGUGGAUAAAGCAAGUUGGGUGCGUGGAGCACGAGGGAAAUAACACAGUUGCUUUUUGUUUGGGGCUACACAAACCUUCUGCUGUGCGAGAGAGCCCCCCCGGGCUCUGGAAUUAGGUCUCUAAGCUCCGCUCCUUCCCACCCACCCACCCAAGCUGCCGCUGCUGGUGGCUCAGUUACUGUUCGGGUGUGCGUCCCUUGAUGCCUGACUCAGUGAGGAAUCGGGAUCUCUCCUGGCAGGACGGGCAUGUCCGAGCGGCGUGAGGACGGGAGCUGGCCCGUCCCAGCUGGCGUGGUGGUGUCAGGUCGCUGUGCUCUCUGCAGGCAGGCUCUGAGAGCAGGUGGCACAGGAAAGAGGGGAAACGAAGCCUGGGCCCCCUCCCGAAGUCCCAGCUCAGUGGAGGGGUGCGAAGGAGCUGGCCGCUGCAGGGGCGGAAGAGGAGAGCCGCUCACCAGCAGCUGUCUAGGAUGCCGGAGCUGAGCGGGGAUGGACUUUGGCAUCACUUUGAAGAGGGGAGUGUGGCAAGAGAGCUGCCCUGGGCUGGAACGUGGGCAAACUGCUAAUUAAGCCCCCUGUGUUUGGCCAGCAGGUCUCAGCUUGGGGGGCAGAGACUAGCAUGUGUGGGUCCGUCUAGGGUUUACAGUCAGACACACGGACCAAAGGAGCUCAGCAGUCCAGCAGUGAGACCCAACCAGCACCUGAACUUGGGCACUAACGGGGUGGCCGCACCCAUCUGGAGCAGCCAUACCUCUGCCGAAAUAGGGACCUUUCUUCUGUACGGAGGCAUCCUGCUUGUGUGUCCAUGACAAGUUGUCCCCCUUCUGGGGGCAGGUCCCUGUCUCUAGAACCAGAGCUCCUGCAGCUGGGCGGAUGACCUAGUGAGACGUCCGGAAUUUCUUCCCUCAGCAUUAGCCCCUGGCAGGUUGGGGCUCAGAAGCUGGGAGGUCUUUGAUCCUCUGUGUCCCUGGGAGUUGUUUGCUUUGUUUGUUAAUGGUGAUCCUCGAGUGCUCACCUGCAACCUCUGGCUCCAAGGGGAUUUGUGGAGCUGAGACAGGGCGAGGCUUUCCGGAGUUUUACCUGACUGGCCCCUCGGGCUCCAGAUCAAGCCCUGGGUCCUAACACCUGCUGUACUGCGCAGGCCGUAGGGAUGGAGUGUGUGGCUGUAAACUCUUCCACCUGCAAGUGAGCCAAGCCCGCCCCGUCCAUACAUGCCAGCCAGAGGAUGGGAAUCCCUGGAAAAACGUAGCUCCCUGCAGCUCUGGAAGAGGAAGGGGGGUCCUCCUUCACCCCUGCUGGGUCCCCUCUGCCUCAGAUGUGCCAGCGGAAGGCUGGGCCCAUACCAGCAGCGGCAUGACGGCCUGCCAGUACCCCAUGGCACCCGGCACCUUGGAGCGGGACCGGAUGUACCAACACAAGGUCUCUCUGGUGGUGCGCUAUUUCAUGAUCCCAUGCAACAUCUGCCUCAUCCUCCUGGCCACCUCCACCCUGGGGUUUGCUGUGCUGCUUUUCCUCAAUAACUACAAGCCCGGUAACUAUUUCCCCCCGCCGCUGCCAAUGCCGCAGGAUGCAUGCCGAGGAAUGCUGUGCGGAUUCGGAGCCAUAUGUGAGAGGAGCACCACCAACUCCUCCCAGGCCUCCUGUGUCUGCAAGAAGACUAUCUGCCCGGUGGUGGUGGCCCCCGUCUGUGGAUCGGACUAUUCCACCUACAGCAACGAGUGCGAGCUGGAGAAAGCCCAGUGCAACCAGCAGAGGCGGAUCAAAGUCAUCAGCAAGGGGGCAUGCGGUUCCAAGGACCCCUGCGCAGAGGUGACAUGCAGCUUCGGCAGCACCUGUGCCCGCUCCACGGAUGGUCAGUCGGCCAAGUGCAUCUGCCCGGCCUCGUGUGGCGGAGCGGCUGAGAGCACGGUGUGUGGCAGUGAUGGCAAGGACUACCGCAGCGAGUGCCUGCUCAACAAGCACGCCUGCGACAAGCAGGAGAACGUCUUCAAAAAGUUGGACGGGCCCUGUGACCCUUGCAGGAGCACUCUCAAUGACAUGAACCGGGUAUGCCGGGUAAACCCCCGCACUCGCAGAGCAGACCUGCUCUCCCGGCCUGAAAACUGCCCUCCGAAGAGGGACCCGGUGUGUGGCGAUGACGGGGUGACCUAUGAUAACGAGUGCGUCAUGGGGCGGUCAGGCGCCAUCCGGGGGCUGGAGAUCCAGAAGGUGCGUUCGGGGCACUGCCAGCCUCAGGACAAGUGCCAGGCCGAGUGCAAGUUCAACGCCGUGUGCCUCAACCGCCGCGGCACCACCCGCUGCUCCUGCGACCGCAUCACCUGCGACGGUGCCUACCGGCCUGUCUGUGCCAGGGACAGCCGGACCUAUAGCAACGACUGCGAGCGCCAGAAGGCGGAGUGCCAGCAGAAAGCAGCCAUCCCUGUGAAGCAUGAGGGCCCUUGUGACCUGGGCAUACCCAGCCCGUGCCUGAGCGUGGAGUGCACCUUCGGGGCCACCUGCGUGGUGAAGAACCGGGAGGCUGUGUGCGAGUGCCAGCAGGUGUGCCUCAGCCGCUACGACCCCGUGUGCGGCAGUGACAACCGCACCUACGGCAAUCCCUGCGAGCUGGACGCCAUGGCCUGCGUCCUCAGGAAGGAGAUCAAAGUGAAGCACAAAGGGCCUUGCGACCGGUGUAGCAAGUGUCAAUUCGGGGCCAUCUGCGAGGCGGAGACGGGCAGGUGCGUGUGCCCAACAGAAUGCGUCUCCUCCUCCCAGCCGGUCUGUGGCACGGAUGGGAACACCUACGGCAGCGAGUGUGAACUCCACGUCCGAGCGUGCACGCAGCAGACCAACAUCCAGGUGGCCACGCAAGGAGACUGCAAGUCGUGCGGCAGCACCGUCUGUGCCUUUGGGAGCAAGUGCGUGGGCGGGCAGUGCGUGUGCCCGCGCUGCGAGAGGCAGCCCUUCUCCCAGGUGUGUGGCAGCGACGACGUCACCUACGACAGCCCAUGCGAGUUGCAGGUAGCUUCCUGCCAGCAGAAGAAGGCCAUCGAGGUUUCCAGGACAGGACCUUGUGAGGAGGAGUGUGGCUCGGGGGGCUCAGGCUCUGGGGAAGAUAACGAGUGUGAACAGGACCGCUGCCGGCAGUACGGGGGCUUGUGGGACGAGGACGUGGAGGACGACCGCUGUGUGUGUGACUUCACCUGCCUGGCUGUGCCACGCAACCCGGUAUGCGGCUCUGAUGGUGUGACCUAUGCCAACGAGUGUGAGUUCAAGAAGACACGCUGCGAGAAACGCCAGGACCUCUACAUCACCAGCCAAGGAGCCUGCCGGGUUAUUGGAACACCUCCCCCGCCGGGCCCGGUUCUGCACUGCAGCCAGACCAUCUAUGGAUGUUGUCCAGACAAUACAACUGUGGCCCUUGGUGUGGGCUCAGCUGGCUGCCCAAGCACCUGUCAGUGUUACCCCUACGGCUCGUAUGGGGGGGCCUGCGACCCCACCACCGGCCAGUGCUCCUGCAAGCCGGGGGUGGGGGGCUUGAAGUGCGACCGCUGUGAACCCGGCUUCUGGAACUUCCGUGGGAUAGUCACGGACAGCAAGAGCGGCUGCACCCCUUGUCACUGCGAUCCGGUGGGCUCGGUGCGUGACGACUGUGAGCAGAUGACCGGACUGUGCUCUUGCAAGACUGGCAUCACCGGCAUGAAAUGCAACCAGUGCCCCAACGGAAGCAAGCUGGGGAUGACGGGCUGCGAGAAAGAUCCCUCCGCGCCAAAGUCCUGCCGCGAGCUGAGCUGCGAGUUCGGGGCAUCAUGCGUGGAGGUCAGUGGCUUUGCCCACUGCGAGUGCCCGUCCCCACUGUGCGUGGAGGCCAACAUGACCAAGGUCUGUGGCUCUGACGGAGUGACCUACGGUGACCAGUGCCAGCUGAAGACCAUUGCAUGCCGGCAGGGGCAGGUCAUUGAGGUGAAGCAUGUUGGACAGUGCCAUGAAUCCAUCACCCACAUGAGUCACACUGUACAGCCCAUGCCACUGCCCACGGUGCCCCUGGACAAGCUUCUUCGCUCCCCGCCUCUAAGACUUACCACCCGGGCCCCCGACCCCACGGAGACAGCUACCAGUUCCCUGCUGUUCGAAGCCAGGCCCAUUCCUAGAAGCCAGCCUGCCACGGUACGGGUGACCACCGCGCGGCCAGCAACCACCACCUGGACCACCCAGGGGAUCCGCAGGACCACCAUCCGCCCCCUCUCCACCGCUCCUGUAGUCCUGGCCACCCCCCUACCUGCGUACUCGGAGUCUGGCAGCGCAGAAGGCAGCGGGGACCCAGAACUGGGCAGCAGUGGAGACCAGGAAGCCAGCGGGGCUGGCUCUGCUGGGGAAGAGGAGCCAGAGGAGACCCAAGUGACAUCCACGUCUGCUGUUGAAAGAGCGACGUGUUACAACUCCCCUCUGGGAUGCUGCUCAGAUGGCAAGACAGCAGCUGUUGAUGCAGAAGGAAGCAACUGCCCGGCCACCAAAGUCUUCCAGGGAGUUCUUAUCUUGGAGGAGGUGGAGGGCCAGGAGCUGUUCUACACACCUGAGAUGGCUGACCCCAAAUCGGAGCUCUUUGGGGAAACGGCCAGGAGCAUCGAGAGCGCGCUGGACGAGCUUUUCCGGAACUCCGACGUGAAGAAGGAUUUCAAGAGCAUCCGCGUGCGAGACCUCGGCCAGAGCAGCACAGUCCGCGUCAUCGUGGAGUCCCACUUUGACCCCGCCACCUCCUACACAGCGGCUGACGUGCAGAGGGCCCUGCUCAAGCAGAUCAGGGCCUCUAAGAAGAGGACCAUCCUCGUGAAGAAGCCUCAGGAGGAUCACAUCAAAUUCAUGGAUUUUGACUGGAUUCCCAGGCUCUUCACCACCACCACCACCACCACCGCCACCACCAUGGCUCCUAUCACCACCCGGAGGUUUACCGCCCCCACGGCUGCCCACAUCCUGCCCCCAGAGGCUAUGGAGAGGCCCAGCACCAAGAUGACAGGGCCCGCCACCACCAGGAGACCCACCACCAGCACCGUGCCAGCCACCACCUGGAGGAAGCCCACGCGCCAGCCCCCUGCCACCAAGAAGCCGGCCCGGCCCUGUGACUCCCACCCCUGCCUGCACGGCGGCACCUGCGAAGAUGACGGGAAGGAGUUCACCUGCAGCUGCCCUGCAGGGAAAGGGGGCGCGGUCUGCGAGAAAUCCAUCAGGUACUUCAUCCCUGGCUUUGGCGGGAAGUCGUACCUGGCCUUCAAGAUGAUGAAAGCCUACCACACGGUGCGCAUCGCCAUGGAGUUCCGGGCCUCCGAGCUCAGCGGGCUGCUGCUCUACAAUGGGCAGAACCGGGGCAAGGACUUCAUCUCCCUGGCGCUGGUCAACAGCUUCGUGGAGCUCAGGUUCAACACAGGAUCUGGUACAGGUGUCAUCACCAGCAAGGUGCCCGUGGAGCCUGGCAAGUGGCACCAGCUGGUGGUGAACCGGAACCGCCGUAACGGCAUGCUGUCGGUGGACGGGGAGCCCCAUGUGAAUGGGGAGAGCCCGAGCGGUACCGAUGGGCUGAACCUUGAUACAGAUCUGUUCAUCGGAGGGGUGCCAGAAGACCAGAUGACUGUGGUGGCAGAUCGCACGUCAGCCACCGCCGGCCUGAAGGGCUGCAUCCGCCUGCUGGACGUGAACAACCAGAUGUAUGACUUGCGGGAGAAGGGCAGUGAUGUGCUGUACGGCAGCGGGGUGGGCGAGUGCGGGAACAACCCCUGCCAUCCCAACCCCUGCCACCAUGGCGCCAUCUGCCAUGUCAAGGAGGCUGAGAUGUUCCACUGCCAGUGUCUCAACGGCUACACAGGUCCAACCUGUGCCGACGAGAGGAACCCAUGUGACCCCAGCCCCUGCCACGUCUCUGCCACGUGCCUGGUGCUGCCUGAGGGAGGCGCCAAGUGCGAGUGCCCCAUGGGGCGGGAAGGGGAGUUCUGCGAGGCAGUGACAGAGCAGGACCAGACCCGGCCAUUCCUCCCGGAGUUCAACAGCUUCUCCUACCUGGAGCUGGGCGGGCUGCAGACCUUUGGGCACGAGCUGCAGGACAAGAUGUCCAUGGAGGUCGUGUUCCUGGCCAGGAACCCCAGCGGCAUGAUCUUCUACAACGGGCAGAAGACGGACGGCAAAGGAGACUUUAUCUCUCUGGCCUUGCACAAUGGCUACCUGGAGUAUAGAUACGACCUGGGCAAGGGGGCAGCUGUGCUCAAGAGCAAGGAGCCAGUCCCUCUGAACACCUGGAUUAGUGUGUCACUGGAGAGGAACGGGCGCAAGGGGGUGAUGCGGAUUAACAACGGCGAGAGGGUGAUGGGAGAGUCACCGAAAUCCCGUAAGGUUCCUCACACCUCCCUGAAUCUGAAAGAGCCCCUCUACGUGGGGGGAGCGCCCGACUUCAGCAAGCUGGCUCGCGCCGCGGCCAUCUCCACUGGCUUUGACGGAGCCGUGCAGAGGAUCUCCAUUAAGGGCAUCCCGGUCCUGAAGGAAGAGAACAUCCGCAGCGCCAUUGAGAUCUCUGCCUUCCGCUCCCACCCCUGCUCCCAGAAACCCAACCCCUGCCAGAACGGAGGCAUGUGCAACCCCCGGCUAGAGAGCUAUGAAUGCGCCUGCCAGAGGGGCUUCUCCGGGGCCCACUGCGAAAAAGUGAUCAUCGAGAAGGCGGCAGGCGAUUCGGAGGCCAUUGCCUUUAAUGGCAGGACCUACAUGGAGUACCACAAUGCCGUGACAAAGAGCCAACUGACCAAUGAGAUCCCAGCUCCUGAAGCACUGGACUAUGCCCUGGAUCACAGCGAGAAGGCCUUGCAGGAGAAUCACUUUGAACUGAGCAUCAAGACAGAUGCCACCCAGGGUCUGAUCCUGUGGAGCGGGAAGGGGCUGGAACGGUCAGACUACAUCGCCCUGGCCAUAGUGGAUGGCUACGUGCAGAUGACGUACGACCUUGGCUCCAAGCCAGUUGUCCUGCGUUCCACGGUGCCAGUGAACACGAACCAUUGGAUUCAGAUCAAAGCGUACAGAGUACACAGAGAUGGCUCCUUGCAGGUUGGCAACGAAGCCCCCAUAACUGGUUCUUCCCCUCUCGGAGCAACUCAGCUAGACACUGACGGAGCCCUUUGGCUGGGGGGAAUAGAGAAGCUCAGCGUGGCUCACAAACUGCACAAGGCCUACAGCACCGGCUUUAUUGGCUGUAUAAGGGAUGUGAUAGUCGACCGCCAAGAACUGCAUCUGGUGGAGGACGCUUUAAACAACCAGACGAUAUUACACUGCUCAGCCAAAUAAACCCCCCAGGGGCCCUUCCUUCCCCUUCCCCCUCCUGCCUCUUGCUGUAAUUAUUUUCUAUUUUUGUAAACUUAUUGCUUU